This is a messenger RNA of Solea senegalensis (Senegalese sole), 912 nucleotides long. It is a transcript of the gene cunh1orf50, whose product is annotated as chromosome unknown C1orf50 homolog. The record is from RefSeq and is a predicted model, not a curated record. Lineage: Eukaryota; Metazoa; Chordata; Actinopteri; Pleuronectiformes; Soleidae. Bases 113 to 682 code for a protein of 189 amino acids. The transcript is spliced from 5 exons.
GAAGCCUCCGGUAUUUUAAGCAAGAUAGCUGGUUAGUGGUUACAAAAGCGGCAUGUUCGGUCAUAUAACCCACUGUAAAGUAGACUUUCGGAACAACUGUUAAGACGAGACCAUGGACAGGAUAGUCAGCCUCCCCAGUCAGCCCAACAAAACAACCAUAGUGACUCUGGUUGAGAACAGCGGUGCCCCCGGCGGGCUGGAACUGGUCAGCUCCUACCAGACCAACAGAGUGGGAGACCCCACGGACCUGAUAGCUCUGGCAUCACAAGUUCAGAAGGGAGAUGAUUUCAUUAAAGCCAACGCUUGCAACAAACUGACAGUCAUCGCUGACCAGAUAAGAUACCUACAGGAACAGGCGAGAAAGGUUUUGGAAGAGGCUAAAAGAGAUGCCGAUCUCCACCAUGCUGCCUGUAACAUAGUCAAGAAACCAGGCAACAUGUACUAUCUAUAUGAGCGACCAUCUGGACAGAAAUACUUCUCCAUCAUUUCCCCAAAGGAAUGGGGCACAAGCUGCCCUCACAAGUUUGUUGGUGGAUUCAAACUCCAGCAUGACAUGUCCUGGACCCCAGUAGAUGAGGUGGAAAAGAGGGAUGCAGAGAUCGCCAUAAUGGACAAACUUCUAAGUCAGCAGACUGCCUUACCUCCAUGCACCGAGCCAAACUUCAAUGGCCUUUCUAACUAAAGGAUGUGGUGGACACACGGUGAAGACAAAUCAUGGUCUUAAUGGACAUAAAUUAAUACUGUGAAAAAUCCAUACAUGGAUUGAAUGAAGUCACAAUGUGACUUGGACUGCCUCACUACAGGUUUUUGUUUGGAAGCAGUCACAACAUUAAGAACCAUGUCUGUUCUUGAAAAGAAAACUAAAAACUGUUUUGACGCUGAACAUUAAAUUUUCGUCCUUUUAAAUCCAAA